This is a messenger RNA of Quercus robur (English oak), 2012 nucleotides long. RefSeq names its product xylose isomerase. Bases 180 to 1616 code for a protein of 478 amino acids. The record is from RefSeq and is a predicted model, not a curated record. Gene Ontology annotation, biological process: carbohydrate metabolic process. Lineage: Eukaryota; Viridiplantae; Streptophyta; Magnoliopsida; Fagales; Fagaceae. The transcript is spliced from 21 exons. Gene Ontology annotation, molecular function: xylose isomerase activity.
UAUUAAUUUUUUACAAUUUUUUUUUAAGCUGAAUAAUCUUGAUAUUAUCUACUACUGCUUCUUCUCAGUCCUUACAGCAUAUCUAUUUAACUGACAUUACUAAAAUAGACUUACGUGUUCCUAUUCCAAUCGAAGCUGAACCCAAAAGCCAGUUUCAAUCUAGGAGUUUGCAUGAGAGUAUGAAGAUGAAGGCUGGGAAGAUUUUCUUGCUUCUUCUUUGUUUGAAUGUGAUUACCAUUGGAGUGAUUGCUAAUCCACCAACAUGCGAUGCUAAUCUUGUUGAGGCUUGCAGUGAUUCGAGUGAAUGGCAAGGGGAAUUCUUUCCUGGGAUUCCCAAAAUUAAGUAUGAGGGUCCUUCUAGCAAGAAUCCACUUGCAUAUAAAUGGUACAAUAAAGAGGAGGAGAUUCUCGGGAAGAAAAUGAAGGAUUGGAUGAGAUUUAGUGUUGCAUUUUGGCAUACAUUUCGUGGGAGUGGUUCCGACCCAUUUGGUGCACCUACAAAGUAUUGGCCAUGGGAAGAUGGUACAAAUUCAGUGGCUAUGGCCAAGAGAAGAAUGAAAGCCAACUUUGAAUUCAUAAACAAGCUUGGAGUUGAUUGGUGGUGCUUCCAUGACAGGGAUAUAGCCCCUGAUGGCAAAACCCUGGAGGAAAGUAACGCAAACUUGGAUGAAGUAGUGGCCCUUGCCAAGGAGCUUCAGGGAACUAAAAUCCGCCCUUUGUGGGGUACAGCUCAGCUGUUUAUGCAUCCUCGCUAUAUGCAUGGUGGUGCAACUAGCUCUGAAUUAGGUGUAUAUGUAUAUUCUGCAGCUCAAGUCAAGAAAGCCAUGGAGGUCACACAUUAUUUAGGCGGAGAGAAUUAUGUGUUUUGGGGUGGCCGUGAGGGUUACCAGACUCUCUUGAACACGGAUAUGGGACGAGAGCUUGAUCAUAUGGCCAGGUUCUUUGAGUCUGCUGCUGCUUACAAGAAGAAGAUUGGAUUCAAUGGGACACUGCUGAUUGAACCCAAGCCUCAAGAACCUACCAAACACCAGUAUGACUGGGAUGCUGCAACAGCAGCCAAUUUCCUGCGAAAAUAUGGCCUUGAAGGAGAAUUUAAACUGAACAUUGAGUGCAAUCAUGCCACCCUAUCUGGUCACAGCUGUCACCAUGAGCUUGAAACUGCAAGACUCAAUGGUAUGCUGGGAAAUAUUGAUGCAAACACUGGCGAUCCUCAGAUUGGUUGGGAUACAGAUCAGUUUCUCACAGAUAUUGGAGAGGCAACUCUGGUUAUGCUCAGUGUGGUCAGAAAUGGCGGACUAGCACCAGGAGGAUUCAACUUUGAUGCAAAACUACGAAGAGAGAGUACAGAUGUUGAAGAUUUGUUCAUUGCUCAUAUUUCUGGAAUGGAUACCUUGGCCCGUGGGCUUCGUAAUGUUGCCAAGCUGAUUGAGGAUGGUUCUUUAGCUGAGCUUGUCCGCAAGCGAUAUCAGAGUUUUGACUCAGAACUUGGGGCUCAAAUUGAGGCUGGUAAGGCAGAUUUUGAUAUGCUUGAGAAGAAAGCCUUUGAAUUGGGAGAACCAAAAGUUGCUUCUGCCAAGCAGGAACUUGCGGAGAUGAUUUUCCAGUCUGCACUGUAAAAAACAGCAGGUGCCACUGGGCUACUAGAUUUUGCUUAUCUUUUUUUGGGGAAUAAUACAAAAUAGAGGUUUACCAAUAAGGCACACAUUAUCACCAAAGUUAAUCAUGUAGGCCGUCUUCUCAUCUCAUCAUGGAAAGUCACAUGGGAAGAGUUGAUCUUUGUCCUGCACUCAUAAUUUUUGGUGGGGUUUGUUUGCCUUAAAUUAGGAUCGGAUAUUAUGCUUUCCUGAACUAGGCCAUUUCCAGAAAGCAGCUUUGUAUGUAUGGAGCUUUGGGAUACAUUAUAUCUUUUAGGUAAAUUGCUGUGAUCUGUGAAAGACCUUGACAACAAUAAUUGAGUACAAUCUAACUCGUGAAAUGAAGCAUAAAUUGACAUGAACGUUUUGAUGAUCUAA